Neoarius graeffei (lesser salmon catfish) is the source of this 2119-nucleotide messenger RNA. RefSeq names its product protein NipSnap homolog 2-like. The transcript is spliced from 10 exons. NCBI's taxonomy places the organism in Eukaryota, Metazoa, Chordata, Actinopteri, Siluriformes, Ariidae. The coding region runs from base 51 to 911 and encodes 286 amino acids. The record is from RefSeq and is a predicted model, not a curated record. Gene Ontology annotation, cellular component: mitochondrion.
CGGGCUGGGGUUAUGUAGCAGGAACCGCGGCCGCUCGACACUGAGGAAAAAUGGCGGCCAGAGUCCUUCAGAGCCUGGGGAAGGGCCUGCACCAGGCUAACAGCGGGCUACGACCUAAACAGCAGGCGGGAUUAGCUAUCAGAGCCCUGUCUGCGUCCUCAAACCUAAACCGAGAAGACAGCUGGUUUAAGUCUCUCUUUGUGCGAAAAGUUGAUCCCAGGAAGGACGCACAUUCUCAUCUGCUGGCCAAGAAAGAAGACCAUAACCUGUAUAAAAUUCAGUUUCACAAUGUCAAGCCUGAGUGCCUUGAUGAUUAUAACAAACUUUGUGAACAGGUCUUGCCAUCUAUCCAUGCCAACCCUGAUUAUCCGUGCGAGCUGGUGGGCACCUGGAACACGUGGUAUGGAGAGCAGGAUCAAGCAGUGCAUCUGUGGCGAUACAGAGGAGGCUACCCUGCCCUGACUGAGGUCAUGAACAAACUCAGGAAGAAUAAGGAGUUCAUGGAGUACAGAGAAAAGCGAGGGAAGAUGCUGCUGUCCCGUAGAAAUCAGCUGCUGCUCGAGUUCAGCUUCUGGAACGAGCCUGUGCCCAGAGCCGGGCCCAAUAUAUACGAGCUCAGGUCCUACCAGCUCCGGCCUGGAACGAUGAUCGAGUGGGGAAAUUACUGGGCUCGGGCUAUUGAGCUCCGACAGCAGAACAACGAGGCUGUGGGAGGGUUCUUCUCUCAGAUCGGAAGUUUGUACAUGGUGCAUCACCUGUGGGCGUAUAAAGACCUGCAGUCGAGGGAGGAAACUAGAAAUGCAGCUUGGCAGCAUGAAGGUUGGGAUGAAAUUGUCUACUACACGGUUCCUCUGAUCCAGCACAUGGACUCGAGAAUAAUGAUCCCACUGACGAGUUCACCUCUGAAGUAGCGAUAACGACGACCCGGACAGAAAGCUGCAAAACAAACCGACAAACCAUUUUUAUUACGAGAUUCCAACUGAGCACUGCUGUGGAUCUCUCUUCACUUUUUUCGGGGGGGAGGAACAUUUGUAGCAUUCUCACUUUUCAUUUUUGUUUUUUGGUCCUUUUCCAAAAUCUUCGUCCGUUCACUGAUUUUAAUUCAUGUGGCCAGUUUGAUCAGAAUUGCUCAACAAAAGAGAAAUGAAUUACUCCGGAUACACUCUAACUUCUCCUGGUUUCUACUUGUUACCAUGGUUACAGCAGUUAUAGCACUUCUGUUGUUCAUGUCAUGAAACCUUGGUCAUGUUUUCAUUAAAAUCCAGUCAGGGUGUUUUGACUGUUACUUCAUUUUGGGAUGUUUGUUGGAGUUUUUUUUAAAAGGCAAAUAAAUUCUAGCAUGCUUGUUUGUGAUAUUGUUUUUUUUUUUUUUUAAUUUGUACAUUAAGUCAGAGAUAUUGAUCAAAACAUCCUGAUUUGGAACUUUAGUCAGUGAUGUUCAUGUCUUGUGCAUAUUUACUGUAGUUCAGUUUUAUAACUAAGUAAUCGAACUGCAGUUGAAACUGAACCUGUGUGAGAUUUAAUGCAGGUAGUGAGUCUGUGUGCAGAAAUAAUUUCCUAAAAUAAACACGCACGCUGAGUAGACGGUGCAGUUAAAAUUUAAUAAUACACAACUCCUUUUAUUGUAUGAAACCCAAGAGUUGGUAGUUUGUUGAAUACUGAUUGUAGAUGUGAGAACUGCAGUGUGUGUGUGUGUGUGUGUGUGUGUUUGGAUUGAUAUGAAGUGUGAGAACGGUUCACGUACGACUUCAUCAAAGUGACAGCCCUUUAAUCUGGGGUCCUAGCAGCCCAAUAAAUUUAACCAUAUUUUCUUUCCUUUCCAGCUGUGGUGUUUGUCCAGUUCAUUUCCGCUCACUGACUCGGUCACGGCCACGAUUCGUGUACUGAAUUAUCGUACUCGCUCUCUUUUAACUCAGUGGUCACCUUGCCAACGAUUAACGAAUAUCAAAAAAAUUCAUCUUUAUACUUUAGAAAACCGACAGGAUGUAGUUCCACUCAGCCAAACUGAGAUUUUGUGUGGCUAAUGGAUGGAGUCGUACAUAUUUAAUAUGGUUUUAUUUAAUAUCCACUACUUUGAGAUUAGAUGUACAUACUGAAAUAAAUUUAUGAUUGAACUACA